Ricinus communis (castor bean) is the source of this 3207-nucleotide messenger RNA. RefSeq names its product gamma-tubulin complex component 3. Gene Ontology annotation, molecular function: gamma-tubulin binding; microtubule minus-end binding. The transcript is spliced from 3 exons. The coding region runs from base 246 to 2813 and encodes 855 amino acids. Gene Ontology annotation, cellular component: centrosome; equatorial microtubule organizing center; spindle pole. NCBI's taxonomy places the organism in Eukaryota, Viridiplantae, Streptophyta, Magnoliopsida, Malpighiales, Euphorbiaceae. Gene Ontology annotation, biological process: spindle assembly; mitotic cell cycle; microtubule nucleation. The record is from RefSeq and is a predicted model, not a curated record.
CAAUGUAUUUCAUAUUUUUCUUUUUCAGAAAAAACCUUAUAAGAACUCCGAUUUCCUCUUCAACAAACCCAAUUUGAAAAAGAAAAAAAGAAGUUUCCAUUUCCCCGCCCAUAUAAAAUCAAAAACCUUUCUAUCCAUCCCCCUCUCUCUCUCUCUCUCUCUCUCUAAUCAAAACCCUCAUACUUACUUUCUCUCUCUUUCUCUGUCCCACUUUUCACUAUCUCUCCAAAAAGAGGGAAAAGAAAAUGGAAGAAGAAGAUCAGCAAAAAAUCAUAGAUCUAGUUAAAGAGCUAGUGCAUCGCUUGCUCUCUCAAAACCCUAACUUUAAAACCCCUAAUUCAAACCCUAACUCAACUGAUUUCCAGAAUGCUCUUCGCUAUGCAGUUCGUAUCCUUUCCAGCAGAUUAACUCCUUCAAUUUCACCUGAUUCUGCUGCAAUUGCUGAAUCUAUCAAACGUCGUCUCGCUACUCAAGGUAAAUCCUCACAGGCACUUACUUUCGCUGAUCUUUAUAACAAAUUCGCAUCCAAAAAUGGUCCUGGUAGCGUCAAUAACAAAUGGGCAGUUCUUUAUUUGCUUAAAAUUAUAUCUGAAGAUGAAAAACUUGCUAAAAAUGGCACAAACUCCACUCAUUUAUUGCCUUAUUUAGCUCUAAAUAGCCCCGACUCGAGUAAUGAUUCGCGGGUUAAUUGUAAUUUGAAGAGAGGAGAUAAGGAUUGGAAUAAUGGAGUUUUAUUGGUCGCAAAAGAUCCUGAGAAUUUGCGUGAGUUUGCCUUUAAGGAGUAUGUUAAUUUAGUUAAAGAAGAAAGUGAAGUGACUGAGGAGGUUUUGGUGAGAGAUGUGUUGUAUGCUUGUCAAGGUAUUGAUGGGAGAUAUGUUAAGUUUGAUGCAAAUAUUGAUGGUUAUGUUUUAAUGGAUAAUGUUAAGGUUCCUACAGCUACUAGGCUUAUGGUUAGGAAGUUAUGUGAGUUGGGGUGGUUGUUUAGGAAGGUUAAAGGGUAUAUCUCAGAGAGUAUGGAUCGGUUUCCAGCUGAAGAUGUGGGCACUGUAGGGCAAGCAUUUUGUGCUGCAUUGCAAGAUGAGCUCUCAGAGUAUUAUAAGUUGUUGGCUGUGCUUGAAGCGCAGUCUAUGAAUCCAAUUCCGUUGAUCUCAGAGAUGGCUAGUUCAAGUAAUUAUCUUUCAUUGAGGAGAUUGUCGGUUUGGUUUGCAGAGCCAAUGGUGAAAAUGAGGUUAAUGGCUGUUCUGGUUGACAAGUGUAGAGUUUUGAGGGGUGGGGCAAUGGCUGGGGCUAUACAUUUGCAUGCGCAGCAUGGUGAUCCACUUGUUCAUGAGUUUAUGAGGAAUUUACUUCAGCGCGUUUGUUCCCCACUUUUUGAAAUGGUUAGGAGCUGGGUUUUGGAAGGGGAGUUGGAGGACCUUUUUGCUGAGUUUUUUGUGGUGGGUCAGCCUGUGAAAGCCGAGUCACUUUGGAGGGAGGGUUAUCGGCUUCAUGCUGGGAUGCUUCCUUCAUUCAUUUCACCGUCUCUUGCUCAGCGUAUCUUAAGGACUGGAAAGUCAAUAAAUUUUCUUCGUGUUUGUUGUGAUGAUCGUGGCUGGGCUGAUACUGCAACUGAGGCUGCUACUGCUGCUGGAACCACAACUAGAAGAGGAAGUCUUGGAUAUGGUGAAACUGAUGCACUUGAAACCCUGGUUGUUGAGGCAGCAAAGAGAACAGAUAAGCAUCUCUUAGAUGUCAUGUAUAAAACGUAUAAGUUCAAAGAGCAUUGCCUUGCAAUCAAGCGUUAUUUAUUACUGGGCCAAGGUGAUUUUGUUCAGUAUCUGAUGGAUAUUGUCGGGCCUGAACUUUCUGAGCCUGCUAAUACUAUUAGCUCAUUCAAGCUAGCUGGAUUGCUGGAGAGUGCAAUUCGAUCAUCUAAUGCUCAGUAUGAUGACCCUGACAUAUUAGAUAGGUUGAGGGUCAAGAUGAUGCCACAUGGCACUGGAGAUAGGGGCUGGGAUGUGUUCUCUUUGGAAUAUGAUGCUAGAGUUCCAUUAGAUACAGUAUUUACAAAGUCUGUUAUGGCAAGGUAUUUAAGAAUUUUUAAUUUUUUGUGGAAGCUGAGACGAGUAGAGCAUGCACUUAUUGGUGCUUGGAAGACAAUGAAACCAAAUUGCAUUACUUCUCAUGCAUUUAUUAAGCUGCAGGGUGCAGUCAAGUUGCAGUUGCUCUCAACAUUAAGGCGAUGCCAGGUUCUUUGGGAUGAAAUGAAUCAUUUUAUUACGAACUUGCAAUAUUAUAUCAUGUUUGAAGUCUUGGAGGUAUCAUGGUCUGAUUUUUCAAAUGACAUGGAAGUUGCAAGAGAUCUUGAUGAUUUACUUGCAGCCCAUGAGAAGUACCUUCAUUCAAUUGUGGAGAAAUCUCUUCUUGGUGAACGUUCUCAGCUUCUUUACAAGUCGCUCUUUGUCUUGUUUGACCUUAUAUUACGUUUCAGAAGUCAUGCAGAUCGACUAUAUGAAGGCAUUCAUGAAUUGCAAGCAAGAACCAUGGCAAGCACUUUACCUUCUCAGGACAAGAAAAAAUCAAGAAGGCAGGCAACUGAUAAAUCUUCAGAACCUGGAUCAUGGAUUAGUGAUGGCCGGAAGGCCUUAACUCAACGUGCAGGGGAAUUUCUUCAAAAUAUGGGGCAUGAACUGGAUACUGUAGCAAAGGAAUAUACAACAUUGCUUAAAGGAUUCUUAUCUCAGUUGCCAGUGCAGCAACAUGUUGAUUUGAAAUUCCUCCUAUUUCGUCUUGACUUCACCGAGUUUUAUAGUCGGUUGUGUCCUAAUAAAUAGGAUUUAGAAGUUCAAAGUAAAUUUGCAAUUCAAGGCAUGUAAAGACAGCUUCAACUUGACUAAUUGCUCACCGCCAUGUGACUGAACAAUUGUGCAGUUCAUUGCUGACAUCUGGACAACUUAUUUGUAUUUCAUUCGUUAAUUUUAGAUGGUGUGUUCUCCUUUUUGAUGGCUUGCUUGAAAGUUUGCAAUCAUAUUGAAGGUAUUCUUGUAUCAUUAGAUGAGGGUGUUAAAAGUAGUGUAGACGGUUUGAGUAUGAUAGCCCAAUUCUUUACUUGUGGUUUUAUUCCAGGUGUUGCCAGCUUUAUAUCCUGUGCUUGUAUAUUUGUACUAUAGUUCUGUAAUGGCUAAGUGAUGAGUAAGGUAUGCCAUGAUUUUGCUUUUCAUGAUUUAA